CUCAAAUUUAGAGACAAAGAUGAGUUAUUUGGGAGUCGGAGUUAGUCCCGGAAACGUUCCCGGAAGUAGUACUAAAAUGAAGCUGAUUGAUCGGAAAGUGAGAGUAACAGAGUUGAUUCUGAGGUCUUUGGUUUGUGUCCUUGCUCUCGUCGCUGCGAUUCUCGUUGCUACAGAUGUUCAAGUGAGAGAGAUAUUUACGAUUCAGAAGAAGGCUAAAUUCACCGACAUGAAGGCACUUGUGUUUUUGGUGGUCAUCAAUGGCAUAGCCGCGGGUUAUUCUUUGGUUCAGGCGGUUCGUUGCGUGGUGGGUUUGGUGAAAGGAAGCGUUUUGUUCAGUGAGCCACUGGCUUGGGCCAUUUUCUUCGGUGAUCAGGCGGUAGCAUACUUGUGUGUGGCGGGUGUUGCAGCAGCGGCGCAGUCUGCGGCCUUUGCAAAGCUGGGUCAGCCAGAGCUUCAGUGGAUGAAGAUUUGUGAUAUGUAUGGGAAGUUCUGUAACCAAGUGGGUGAAGGAAUUGCUAGCGCUUUGUUUGCUUGCAUUGGAAUGGUUUUGAUCUCUUGCAUUUCGGCUUUCGGUGUUUUUCGUUUGUAUGGUGGAUCAAAACCUCGGCAAAGCUCACGGUGGUGAAGGCCUGUACUGGUCUUGGACCAACCUUGUUUGCGGAACCUCUGUUAAAUGUUGUGGUGUGUGUUCUCUUUCUCUCAGUGUGUAUACCGUCUAUUACUACUGUCAUGAUCUCAGCUGCUCUAGAAAUGUAAUCAUAUGACAAUUAUGGUUGUUUAAUGUGAAUAAUUACAUGUAUUUUGU
Molecule: messenger RNA, 805 nt
Organism: Arabidopsis arenosa
Lineage: Eukaryota; Viridiplantae; Streptophyta; Magnoliopsida; Brassicales; Brassicaceae
Source: the annotation of a GenBank genome assembly